Molecule: messenger RNA, 1397 nt
Organism: Didymella exigua CBS 183.55
Lineage: Eukaryota; Fungi; Ascomycota; Dothideomycetes; Pleosporales; Didymellaceae
Product: Pkinase-domain-containing protein
Exons: 4
Coding region: 171-1133 (320 amino acids)
Biological process (GO): regulation of G2/M transition of mitotic cell cycle; signal transduction; regulation of gene expression
Cellular component (GO): cyclin-dependent protein kinase holoenzyme complex; nucleus; cytoplasm
Molecular function (GO): cyclin-dependent protein serine/threonine kinase activity; cyclin binding; ATP binding
Source: RefSeq, a predicted model, not a curated record
CAUCCGCAAUCGACAACUCACUAACCUGCAGGUACGCCCGCUCUCAUCUGACCUCGAAGCGGAACCAUCUUGUCGCCUGCUUCGGCACCACACAAAUCGACACUCGAAGCUUUACCGCGACACAAACCGGACCGCCUACCGUCUGAAAGCCUCUGUGCGUUGCCGUUGCUAUGGAGAACUACCAGAAGCUGGAGAAGGUGGGAGAGGGAACUUAUGGAGUUGUCUACAAGGCCCGCGACCUCACGACCAAAGACCAGCGUAUCGUCGCGCUCAAGAAGAUCCGCCUCGAAGCAGAAGAUGAGGGCGUCCCCUCGACCGCCAUCCGCGAGAUCUCGCUGCUCAAGGAGAUGAACGACCCCAACAUCGUCCGCCUGCUGAACAUCGUGCACGCCGACGGCCAUAAGCUCUACCUCGUCUUUGAGUUUCUCGACCUGGACCUGAAGAAGUACAUGGAGGCGCUGCCGGUCAGCGAGGGUGGACGCGGCAAGGCGCUGCCGGAGGGCUCUGGACUAGCUGGCCAGAAGCUGGGCAUGGACUCGAACAUGGUCAAGAAGUUCAUGAUGCAGCUCUGCCAGGGUGUGCGCUACUGCCACGCCCACCGCGUUCUGCACCGCGAUCUGAAGCCCCAGAACUUGUUGAUCGACAAGGAUUGCAAUCUCAAGCUUGCUGAUUUCGGUCUUGCCCGCGCUUUCGGUGUGCCGCUAAGGACAUAUACCCACGAGGUCGUGACACUUUGGUACCGUUCACCAGAGAUUUUGCUUGGUGGGCGACAGUACUCGACUGGCGUCGACAUGUGGUCUGUUGGCUGCAUCUUCGCGGAGAUGUGCACACGCAAACCUUUGUUCCCCGGUGACUCUGAGAUUGACGAGAUCUUCAAGAUCUUCCGCAUUCUUGGUACACCCAGCGAGCAGGACUGGCCCGGCGUCACAUCGUUCCCCGACUUCAAGCCCUCAUUCCCCAAGUGGAACCGCACAGAUAUCGCAGCCAUCGUAACCACCCUCGAUGACAUUGGCCUUGACCUUCUCGACGCGCUCCUUGUUUACGAUCCUGCUGGCCGUAUCUCAGCCAAGCAGACCGUCAUCCACCCCUACUUCACGGGGACGUCAAUUGGCUACAGCAACGGCUAUCACUAAGCUGACUGAUGUCCGGAAGAUGUUACGACUGUUACGGAAUUUGAUGGAAGCAUAUUUGGUGCUGACCAAAGCGGAAAUGCCCCGCGCACCAGUGUUUAGAUACGACGUGUCUUGAAUACGAAGGAUAAUGCUGCAGAGGAUACAGUGUUGGCGUUUGGGUUGCAUUUUACUAGACUGCAUCGAAGCUGCGGUUCACGAACAGGAUUAUAACGAAAAUAUUUUCAAAUAGUACACGGCGCAUUACCACGAAAACGGAGUGUUCGG